AUGGCAGAAGGCUUCUUUGAGUAUCCGCCCCGCACGGCGUUCCCCAACCUCGUCCUCCACGAAACUACAGUCCGUGAAGACAUAAACCCCACCGCAAUCGCAGAGAAAUGGCUAUCCGGCCUUGCCAAACACGUUACCGCCAAAGAUGCAGCCGCUUUUCGAGACCUCUUCUUUGCAGAAUCUUGGUGGCGCGAUUCUGUCGGCUUCUCCUGGACCAUCACCUCGAAGAAAGGCCCCGACGCCAUUAGCAACCAUGUUUUCGGCUCAGACGCACGGCUGGAGCACGCCAGUGUUGUUUCCAACGUGCCAGCACUGGUGCCACAGUUGGUUGAUAUGGGCCCUAUGACAAUGGUGCAGUUUGGCUACGUCUUCAAGACGCAGUAUGGACAGGGUCGUGGCAUCGUUCGUCUGGGCAACGAUGACGGGCCGGAGAGCUGGAAGGCAUGGACUGUCUCGUCUCAGCUAGAGGGUCUCCGCGAUGCGUCUGCCACCGAAGAAAUCAACGUGUUCAAUCAAGAUGAUAGAGUCAACGGCGCCAAGGUGUCCAACGACUAUCAGGUACUGAUCGUCGGCGCAGGCCAAUCCGGAGCGAUGCUCGGCGCCUGGCUCAAGAAGCUCAACAUCCGGUACCUCAUCAUCGACAAGGCCCUGCGCCCCGGCGACGCCUGGCGCGCGCGGUACGCCUCGAUCCAGUCGCACACCCCCAGCUACGGCGACCACUUUUCCUUUCUCGAUUUUCCCGACACGUUUCCAAAGUGGCCGAGGCGCGACGACAUUGCCGACUGGAUCGACCAAUACAGCGCCACCAUGGACCUCAACAUCCUCCCCGGCGCCACCGUCACCAGCAUCCGCCGCCGCGAAGAAGCUGCUGCUGCCAGCCAGUACACCAUCAACAUGACCCUCAACCACAACUCGGAGCAAAAGACGUACACUGCCACGCACGUCGUCCUCGCGACGGGCAUCUUUCCACCUAUCCCCAUCAUACCCUCCUUCCCCGGCCUCGACGCCUUCCCCGGGCAGACCUACCACGCCGCGUCGCACACCUCCGCCGGGGCCAUUCCCGACCUCGACACCAAGAACGUCGUCGUCAUCGGCGCCGGCACCAGCGCGCACGACAUCGCGCAGGACUUUGCCGCCCACGGCGCCAAGAGCACGACCAUGGUGCAGCGCAGCCGCAUCUGGACCGCGUCGACCUCCACCGUCGAGCAGUUCGUCUUUGCGCCGUGGAACACGCCCGGCGUCGACACCGCGUCCGCCGACCUCCUCGGCACGUCCUUUCCCGCCGCCGUCGCGCUGACCCUCGGCGCGGGCAUGGCGCCGCUCAUGGCCGCCCACGACAAGCCGCUCCUCGACGGUCUCGAGGCCGCCGGCAUGAGGCUCGCCCGCGGCGACGACGGCACCAGCCUGCUCGACUACCAGGUCGUCAAGAUAACGGGCUUCUACAUUGACCAAGGCGCCGGCGAGAUGAUCAUCGACGGGCGGAUCCAGGUGCGGUACUGCGCGGACGGCGUGGCCGAGUUUGGCAAGCAGGGCGUGCGGCUGGCGGACGGCACGCAGAUUAGCGCGGAUGUCGUGGUGCUGGCGACGGGCUUCAGGAAGAUGACGGAGACGAUGGAGGGGCUGUUGGGAGAGGAGCUGGCGAAGAGGGCGGAUGAUCCGUGUGUUGGUCUGGACGCCGAGACGGAGCGCGCUGGGCUCACGCGACCAACCGGCGUGCCCGGCCUGUGGUACAUGGCCGGCAGCUUCAUGAUGGGCCGGCAGCUGUCCAAGCUUCUGGCGCUGCAGAUUGCGGCCGUGGAGCGCGGCAUCAACCAGACGCAUUUCACUACGAGCGCUUCACCUUGA
This is a messenger RNA of Akanthomyces muscarius, 1845 nucleotides long. RefSeq lists its product as uncharacterized. The transcript has 3 exons. Gene Ontology annotation, molecular function: flavin adenine dinucleotide binding; monooxygenase activity. The record is from RefSeq and is a predicted model, not a curated record. The coding region runs from base 1 to 1845 and encodes 614 amino acids. NCBI's taxonomy places the organism in Eukaryota, Fungi, Ascomycota, Sordariomycetes, Hypocreales, Cordycipitaceae.